CCGGCAGCAGCCUGCCCUGGCGACCGCGCUGUGCUCCCACACCCCUGCCGCCUCCGAUUACGAACUCUCCCUUGACCUAAAGAAUAAACAGAUUGAAAUGCUAGAACAUAAGUACGGGGGUCACCUGGUGUCCCGGCGCGCCGCUUGCACCAUCCAAACCGCCUUCCGCCAAUACCAGCUCAGCAAGAACUUUGAGAAAAUCCGCAACUCGCUUCUGGAGAGCCGCCUGCCACGGCGGAUCUCCCUGCGCAAGGUGCGCGCACCCACGGCCGAGAGCCUUGCGGCCGAGAAAGCGCUCAUGGAGGGCUACGGCCUCAUGGGGCUGCCGCUGGUGCGCGCGCCCUCCCUGCCGCCCACCUUCGCGGGCACCCUCACCGAGCUGGAGGACUCCUUCACCGAGCAGGUGCAGUCCCUGGCCAAGUCCAUCGACGACGCGCUCAGCACUUGGAGCCUCAAGACCAUGUGCUCCCUGCAGGAGACCGGCGCCUACCAGCUCCACCAGGCCCUGCAGGCGGCCGCGGGGCCCCCCGGCCUGGAGGGCGAGACGCGGGAGCCGGAGAGCGCAGGCCCCGGGCCCGGGGAUGAGGCCGCGGAGACCCCCGGGCUGCCCCCGGGCCACAGCGGCACCCUCAUGAUGGCUUUCCGGGACGUCACGGUGCAGAUCGCCAACCAGAACAUCUCCGUGUCCUCCGCCACGGCUCUGUCCGUGGCCAACUGCCGGGGCGCCCAGACGGCCCAGGCCACAGCGGAGCCCGCGGCGGGCAAGGCCGAGCAGGGCGGGACCCCCGGACAGGAGGCCGCGGAAGCCCCCGCAGUGGGCCGGGGGGACGCGUCCGCGGAGGACUCAUGCACCGAGGCUGGGGCUGGGGGGGCGGUGGAUGAAGCCACAGCAGCCAAAGCAGAGGAGGAGGAGGAGGAGGAGGAGGAGGAGGAGGCGGCAGACGUGGGGAAAGGGGCCGAGGCUGAGGCAGGCGACUUGGAGCAGCUGAGCAGCAGCAGCACGUCCACCAAGUCCGCCAAGUCAGGCUCGGAGGUGUCGGCCUCCGCCUCCAAGGACGCCCUGCAGGCCAUGAUCCUGAGCCUGCCGCGCUACCACUGCGAGAACCCCGCCAGCUGCAAGUCGCCCACGCUCUCCACCGACACCCUGCGCAAGCGACUCUACCGCAUCGGCCUCAACCUGUUCAACAUAAACCCGGACAAGGGCAUCCAGUUCCUGAUCUCCCGCGGCUUCAUCCCUGACACCCCCAUUGGUGUGGCCCAUUUCCUCCUCCAGCGAAAGGGCCUCAGCCGCCAGAUGAUUGGAGAGUUCCUGGGCAACAGCAAGAAGCAGUUCAACCGCGAUGUGCUGGACUGCGUGGUGGACGAGAUGGACUUCUCCAGCAUGGAGCUGGACGAGGCCCUGCGCAAGUUCCAGGCACACAUCCGUGUACAAGGAGAGGCCCAGAAGGUGGAGCGGCUCAUUGAGGCCUUCAGCCAGCGCUACUGCAUGUGCAAUCCUGAAGUGGUGCAGCAGUUCCACAACCCCGACACCAUCUUCAUCCUUGCCUUCGCCAUCAUCCUCCUCAACACCGACAUGUAUAGCCCCAACAUCAAGCCUGACCGGAAGAUGAUGCUGGAGGACUUCAUCCGAAACCUUCGAGGUGUGGACGAUGGCGCUGACAUCCCCAGGGAGCUGGUGGUAGGCAUCUAUGAGAGGAUACAGCAGAAGGAGCUCAAGUCCAAUGAGGACCACGUCACGUACGUCACCAAGGUGGAGAAGUCCAUCGUGGGCAUGAAGACAGUGCUGUCGGUGCCCCACCGCCGCCUGGUGUGCUGCAGCCGGCUCUUUGAGGUGACGGAUGUGAACAAGGUGCAGAAGCAGGCGGCGCAUCAGAGGGAGGUGUUCCUCUUCAAUGACCUGUUGGUGAUUCUCAAACUUUGCCCGAAGAAGAAGAGCUCCUCCACGUACACCUUCUGCAAGUCAGUUGGUCUGCUAGGCAUGCAGUUCCACCUCUUUGAGAACGAGUAUUACUCUCAUGGCAUUACACUGGUGACACCGCUCUCGGGCUCCGAGAGGAAGCAGGUGCUGCAUUUCUGUGCCCUGGGCUCGGACGAGAUGCAAAAGUUCGUGGAGGACCUGAAGGAGUCCAUUGCUGAGGUGACAGAGCUGGAGCAGAUCCGGAUAGAGUGGGAGCUGGAGAAGCAGCAGGGAACAAAGACACUCUCCUUCAAGCCCAGCGGAGCCCAGGGGGAGCCACAGUCAAAGCAAGGAUCGCCGACAGCCAAAAGGGAGGCCGCGCUCAGGGAGAAGCCGGCGGAGAGCACGGUGGAGGUAUUAAUCAAUGCCUCCCCAGCCCGACUCACCAUUUUACCAAUUUCAAGAGAUACAAUUAAAAGUUACUGCUAGCAUGGGUAA
Mandrillus leucophaeus (drill) is the source of this 2395-nucleotide messenger RNA. It is a transcript of the gene IQSEC3, whose product is annotated as IQ motif and Sec7 domain 3. NCBI's taxonomy places the organism in Eukaryota, Metazoa, Chordata, Mammalia, Primates, Cercopithecidae. Gene Ontology annotation, molecular function: guanyl-nucleotide exchange factor activity; protein binding. The coding region runs from base 98 to 2386 and encodes 762 amino acids. Gene Ontology annotation, biological process: actin cytoskeleton organization; regulation of ARF protein signal transduction. The record is from RefSeq and is a predicted model, not a curated record. The transcript is spliced from 12 exons.